CUCUCUCCUCCCCGUCUAAUCUAGCUAGUACGCUUUGUUUCUCUCUCUCUUCUGUGUGCUCUCUCUCAUGGCAUUCUCCCAUUCCUGGUUCGUCAGCAAAGCCAUUAAUGGGGGAGCCGAAAUCUCCAAUAUCACAAGACGAUCAGACGACGGCAGCAGCCACAACAAUAUCCUCGUCAUCUACAGUCCCGCCACCACCGCCACUUCCCCGCCAGCAAUCCUCCCUUCUCGAACCAUGUCAUAAAAAGAAAAGCAAAACCAAAGUCUUCCGCGUCUUUCGCUCUGUAUUCCGAUCCUUCCCCAUCAUCACCCCCACCUGCAAGAUGCCAUCACUCCCGAUGGGCAGGCUCGACUCUAGCCGGGCCAUCUCCUCCGGCACUCGGGUCAGCGGCACGCUGUUUGGGUACCGAAAGGGACGCGUGUCUCUUUCGGUACAAGAAACCCCUAGGUGUCUUCCGAGCCUUGUGGUGGAGCUGGCCAUGCAGACAAAUGUGCUACAGAAGGAGAUGGGGUCAGGGAUGGUUAGAAUCGCGUUGGAAUGCGAGAAGAGAGCGGACAAGGAGAAGACGAGGCUUAUUGACGAGCCGGUGUGGACUAUAUACUGCAAUGGGAAGAAGACAGGGUAUGGAGUGAAGAGGGAGGCCACAGAGGAGGACUUGAACGUCAUGGAACUUCUCAAGGCAGUGACUAUGGGCGCAGGUGUGUUGCCCGGGAAGUCCGAGGUAGAGGGUCCGGAUGGCGAAAUGGUGUAUAUGCGGGCCCUCUUUGAGCGUGUUGUUGGCUCAAAAGACUCAGAAACUUUGUACAUGUUGAGUCCUGAAGGGAAUAAUGGGCCUGAGCUCAGUAUUUUCUUUGUAAGGAUAUGACGAUAUGAUUCACCUGCAUGCAUGUACACUACUGGUACACUAGGGAAGAGGAGGGUAGACUUCUUGGGAAAUUUCUUCUGUGAAUUAGGGUAGAAACAAGAAUUAUUACCUGACAUAAGGCGAUCGAUUAGAUUGACGAAGUGAAUAUGAAGGCUGUCUUAAUACAAUUCUUUUCUU
Messenger RNA from Pyrus x bretschneideri (Chinese white pear), 1043 nucleotides. RefSeq names its product protein MIZU-KUSSEI 1. Lineage: Eukaryota; Viridiplantae; Streptophyta; Magnoliopsida; Rosales; Rosaceae. The record is from RefSeq and is a predicted model, not a curated record. The transcript has a single exon. Gene Ontology annotation, biological process: hydrotropism. The coding region runs from base 108 to 866 and encodes 252 amino acids.